Molecule: messenger RNA, 648 nt
Organism: Nestor notabilis (Kea)
Lineage: Eukaryota; Metazoa; Chordata; Aves; Psittaciformes; Psittacidae
Gene: COQ2
Product: coenzyme Q2 4-hydroxybenzoate polyprenyltransferase
Exons: 5
Biological process (GO): ubiquinone biosynthetic process
Cellular component (GO): mitochondrial inner membrane
Source: RefSeq, a predicted model, not a curated record
GAGCCGGGCUCCCUCCCGGACUGGCACAUGCUGUCCCUGUUCGGCCUCGGGGCGGUGCUCAUGCGCGGAGCCGGCUGCACCAUCAACGACAUGUGGGAUCGCGACUAUGACAGAAAGGUUGUGAGGACGGCGAGUAGACCCCUGGCAGCUGGAGAUAUCUCCACUUUCCAGUCCUUUGUUUUUCUUGGUGGACAGCUAAGCUUGGCGCUUUGUGUGCUUCUGUGUCUGAAUUACUAUAGUAUCGUUCUGGGAGCAGCCUCUUUGUCUCUUGUGGUCACCUACCCUCUGAUGAAGAGGAUAACAUAUUGGCCACAGUUAGUUUUGGGACUUACAUUUAACUGGGGAGCCCUUCUUGGCUGGUCUGCCAUCAGAGGGUCAUGUGAGUGGUCUGCGUGCUUGCCCUUGUACUUAGCUGGAGUAAUGUGGACUCUGGUAUAUGAUACCAUUUAUGCACACCAGGAUAAGAGGGAUGACAUCAUGAUCGGUGUGAAGUCAACAGCAUUGCAGUUCAAGGAGGAUACGAAGCAGUGGCUCAGUGGCUUCAGCCUUGCAAUGCUGCUGAGCUUGUGCAUGGCAGGAAUGAAUUGUAACCAGACAUUCCCGUAUUACUCAGCUGUGGCUGCCGUAGGGGCUCACCUAGCACACCAG